AUGAACACGCCGCCGUUGUACGACAUCACGGCCAAAAUAAUCAUGUACGCAAACCCGGCCCGUACCGCAGAUAUUCCAGCCCGGAAGAAAAUUGACCCGAUCCUGUUAGAACCAUCUUUGUCGAUGUCCAGUUUGGACAAGAACUCGGCGGUGACGGCUAAAGUGAAGACGAGUAUCAAGGAAAGAAUUGGGCCUCUUUGCCCCAAUAGAAGGCCCAACGGAAGAGGGCCCGGUGGUGUGCUGACCCGGCGCCGGGAGGUGGCGCGGGCAGAUGGCCGGAGAAUGUAUUGUGGUGUUGGGGAAGAGAUUUAA
Striga asiatica is the source of this 312-nucleotide messenger RNA. The record is from the annotation of a GenBank genome assembly. NCBI's taxonomy places the organism in Eukaryota, Viridiplantae, Streptophyta, Magnoliopsida, Lamiales, Orobanchaceae.